Messenger RNA from Schistosoma guineensis, 5097 nucleotides. NCBI's taxonomy places the organism in Eukaryota, Metazoa, Platyhelminthes, Trematoda, Strigeidida, Schistosomatidae. The record is from the annotation of a GenBank genome assembly.
AUGGGAGAAUCGGCUUUAAAGGUAGUUGUUGGCGAUGGAGAGUUUGUUCUUGACAAACCAGAUAUCGUUUCCCAAUACAGUCGUGUAAUUUCAGUCUCUCCAUCGAAUUCAAUAUUAUCAGCUGGAUUAAAAGUUGGGGAUCUUGUAUCGUGUAUUGACAGGAUUCCUAUUGGUGGACUAAAACUCGAUGAAUUGCAGUCUUUAAUUAAUGACUCUACCAGUUCCGGUGAACUGAAACUGAAAGUGAUAGACAAUGGAGGUGAAAUAUGUUGCUCCUUCCCAGUAGAAGUUGGUAACAAAACAAUUUGUCAAACAAUAAAAAAAGUUGCUGAACUCUCAUCAGACAAAUCAGAACAUGAGAAUUUGCGAAUAAUACAUCGACAGGCUUAUCGUUCAUCUCCAGACACUGCUAGGUCGCAACGCAAUUUUAAUGUAAGGAAUAGCUCUCUCGAAAAACCUGGUCCGCAAAUAAAUUACAAACCAAAGCACACUUCUACCUGUUCUCCUGUUAUUGGUUCAUGCGACUCUCAGUUAGGUGCUGUUGCAAGACUAGCUAUCGAUGGCGGUCUGACAACUGAUCAACUGCUUCAAAUAGGAUCCUCAGAAACUAAUCAACCUGGGCAUUAUUUAUCUCAAUCAGUCACCUGCUGUAAUCAGAAACGUUUGGUACCAGAUCCCAACUACAGUUUUUCACACUCAAGGAAUACGAAUUUUUCAACCACGCAUCCUACUUCGCCGUAUCCUCACGUUUGUCGUGUUUCCCCACGAGGGACUAGAAGACCUGUAUGCUAUAGCUCUAGCCAAUCUGUUAACCUUGUUCGAGGUCCCGGUACAACUGCAGCGCAUGACCAAUCACACGUUGCUAUUUCUCCUACCCAUACUGCUGAUAGCAAUCCUCGUCUAUCUCAGUGCACGACAUCUCGUGAUAACCUACUCACGUGGCAUAAUCUUAACAACAGUAGUCGUGUUUCCCUUGCUGCUCAAAUGACUCGCGUUGGUGGACUUGUUUUCGCCACUGGUUCACCAAAUCUUGUAUCAGAAAAUUCGGACUCGAACCCGGUUGAAAAAAGUAUUUCUUCAGCCAAGCCUUAUCAAUCAAUAUCUGCAUGUACUUCUCCCACCAAUUUGAAACAUACUGUGUCAUCUAAUUCCCAAUCAGGUUCUUUCUUUUCAUGUUCAAAUGUUCCUAGUCCAACGAAUACCCCACCUUUAUCUUCCACGAAUGCCACAUACAAUAUAGCAGCUACAGAUAUAGUUCGUUUGGGACCAGGUAAUAUUGUUACUCGAGCUGCAGCUGGUUCGACUGUGUACAGUCCUUCAAGUUUGAUUCGAAUGCACUGUUCUCCACAACCAUAUGUUGGAAUGGGGAUGACUGGAAGUCCUUAUGUUCCGGUAGUGUCCACGCUUACAAUCUCUAAUUUAAACGUCCCUUCACCUGUAUUAUCGGAUGGAGAUGAUUCUUGUUUAUGUACAAAGCCCACCAUCAAUUCUGAACCGAAUAUUUCAACUACAUAUUCAGAUUUAGAGACAAAUAGAACACCUGAAUCAGUCUUCCCUUGUUCAACAUCUUCACCAAGUCCUACAGAAAUGUCUCCAUCAAUAGUAAACCGACCAGGAACGAAGAAAAGUUAUGUGAAUCCUUCUCUACGAUCUUCAGCACCUGUUACAUCAUCAUCCCAAUAUAUUCCUUCUUCUGAAGGCCCUGUCGCUGAUUCCUUCCUACCUCAUCCUAAACCAUUGAAUCUUUACAAUGUACCAAGUUCACAAAUAGUUCGAACCGUUAGACAUCUUCGGCGUAUUAGACACAUUCUUGGUGAUUCAAUUGGCUACACUAGUUCUGCAACGUCAGCAUCCACCAGUGCACUUGCAGAUGAAGAUAAAGAUGACUCUGUUAGUUCAUCUAAAGUUGGACAACUACGAUUUCAUGGUUAUCAUUCAGUUGAAUCGAUCAGACGAUCUAGUUUACUAUGUGAUUGUUUUCCAAAUCAAGCUACAGAUGUGAAUGAUAGGAAAUCUGUAAAAAUUUCCAACUCUCAUACACCGUCAUAUCCUGUGACUGCAUCUAUCGACUGGAAUGAUCCUGAAAUAGAGGAUUCUAAAAAAUCACUUGUUUGGUGUAAUUAUCAAAUGACGUUAUCAGGUCAAACACUUGUGUUAACACGAGUAAAUGAUUCUUCAUGUCAGAUUUCUAACCAUCACACUGAUCUUAACGAAAAUUCCAUGCAUAUUCAUAUUCCAUUGUCUGGAGAAAGUUUAAUUUGGUAUUCAGCUUCUGAGUUGCCCGGGAAAACAUGUACAUCUUUACCAUCGAAUUGGGAUUCAGGAGCUGGAGUUAUUGGUGUGUUACACAGUUCAAAAUUAAACUUAACAUGUUACCUUAGCUUUUCGGAUCGUCAGAUAGCGUCUAAUAUCUUUGAUCAUUAUGGACCAGGGAAAAUCAGUGAAGAGUCUAAAGAGAAACACUCUACAGCCAAUUCAUCUCAACCUAGCUUGCCAUCACAUAGAUUACGUUCUAAGUUUUCCUCUGGACGAUCUAGUAUUGGUCUUGCUGGACCUUCUGGUGUAGCGCCAUUAUUUAAAGCUGUUGGGACUGCUGCAGCAUCAGUUGGUAUGCAGCUUAGCGAGUAUGUGAAUUUUCAAGGAUUAUUGCAAUCUCAUAAACAAGCUACAGUCUCUGUCUCUUCUCCACAAGAGUCUGCUUUAUCUGAAAAUGGUGAUAUUAACAAAUCAAAGAGUGAUCAGACUUCAAGCGUCCAAUCAUCUAAUCCAUCAGAUUUUACUGCACAGCCUAGUAAAGCUAAAGAGCUUAGAUUUCUUCCUUCUUUUCCUCGAGGUCGUGGACGUUUGCAUCAAGCGCUUACGAAAAUGAAACGUGCAGCAACAGCAUCUUGUGAUCCUACUACCCGUUCAAGUUCCAGCGUAACUACGAGAAGGUUUGCUUCAUCUCAUGGUUUUGGGAAAAACAAGUCUAUUCAUAUAAGUUCUCCUCUUAAAGCAUCCACUGAAGAUAUGAAUUGCUCAAAUAAAUUAGGAAACAUUUUCAAUUCACCAUCUCAUUUACAUAAUAAUCAUAAUAAUAGUCAAUGUGCAUUAUUAUUGGCUACAUCGGUCUCACCAUCACCUUCGUUGCAAACUCCAUGUUUAACGUACUUCCAGUUAGAAUCUAAUGAAUCAGUUAACUCUAAUAUUGAUUCAUCUAAUUUGUCAGAAGGUCCUCAUGAAUAUUCAAACAAAGAAACAGGUCGUUAUAUCGAUAUAUCAGUCAAUCAACAAUCUAGAAGAGAACAUAAAGCAACCAGUCAGCUUACUGUUUUAGUGUCGGAAACUGUAGAUCAAGACAUAAACUCAGAUGGUAAUGCAAUUCAAAGUACUAGUAAUCGAAGUGAAUGCACAUUGUUUGUUCAAACCAAACAUCCUUUCGUACCAUUGCCUGUUCAAUUAAGUAACCCUUUACCACUACAUAAAUGUCCUAGAAGUACAUUAUCUCCCUUUGUUCCUUUUGUGGUAGAACUAUGCGUUACACUAGUCGAACGCUAUGGUCUCAAUUGUAUCGGUAUUUAUCGUUUAUCUGGUAGCAAGGUGGCUCAUGACUUCAUUACCUCUGAAUUAAGUAGGGAUAUUACUACAAUCGAUGUAACAUCAGAUAAAUGGAAUGAUUUACAUGCUGUUUGUGGAGUUUUGAAAACAUUUCUACGCAAUCUUCCAGAUUCCCUUUUUCCUAAAGUUAUGUAUCCAGAUUUUCUGGCUGCGUGUCGCUUACCACAACGUGAAAAACGUCUUCUAUCUAUUCAACGUUUAUUAAGUAUUAUGGAAUGUUAUCCAUGUCAUCCAGAGUAUAGAGCACAUAGAGCUACACUUCGUUAUCUUGUUACUCAUUUAGCUCGUGUUAGUGCUCGUGAAGGAGUGAAUAAAAUGACAGCAUAUAAUUUAGCGUUAGUAUUUGCACCAAAUCUUGUACAACCAUGUGAAGAUUCGCCUGAAUUACUAAUGAGUGAUUCUAAAUAUAAAAUUAUGCUUGUUGAAACUGUGAUCAAAUAUCAUGCGUGGAUAUUUUCACCAGAUUUAGGGCUAGAAAGUGGUUGCUCUGUCCCACCAGAUUCAACAGAAGAUUUAACACCUGAAAUUGAUGUUAAUAGUAAGAAUAAUUCUACAAUAUGUGAUAGUUCAACAAUAGAUUCUGAGGAUUCAAUUCAGCAACCGGGACGAUUAGAAGGUGACGUUCAACCGUUGGUCGCUGAAUUAUUAACUGCUGCUGCAAGCCUACCACCUCCACCAUCUGACAUGGAUUUAGAAACAGCUGAAAUACCUGGACCAGAAUCUGAUCGACCUUCUGACAUCAUUAUGUCCAGACCACGUUUCACUUCAAUCCCGACUAGUAAUUGGUCGUCUUCAAUAACAAGUAUUUCUAGAAUAUCAUCUGGUGGCCUACUCAACGAAUUGAGUACAACAACAGAUAAUUUAUCCACAUUAAAAAUUAAAUCAGAUUUCAGUGAAGAUCAAACAGUUGCAUCAGAUGUAGAACAUAAUGAAACUGAAGGACAUUUAUUAAGUGUUACUAGUUCAAUUUUACGAUCCCUUCAGACUCCUUCAGGGUUCGGUACUAAACUGGAUAAUCUACGUCACUUAAGUCAAGGGUGUUUAGAGGAAUAUACAUCCGAAGCCCGUAAACUUGGUGUUCGAGUUGCAGAAAGCAAACGUGUACUCGAGAAUACUGUAGCACAACGUUUACAUGCAGAACAACGUUUAUUUGAAGCCAGAAUUGAAUGUUCAGAGCCAUUUGUAGCAACAUCACUAAAACCUCAAAAUGAUCUGUCUACAGAGUUAAUUGUUCAGUCUCAGAGUCCCAAUAAUAUGUCAACUUCAAUUUAUCCUACCCCUUCUAUUACUGCUGGUAAAAUAGGAGAUCUGGGUGUUAGUGUAUUCAAAGAUGAAAGCUCUAAACGCAAUGAAACUUGUUUCAUUCAAUUAAAAUUGUUUCCUUAUGACUAUUAUUAUUAUUGUAAUUAUAAUAGUCGACUUUCGACAUCGAUGAAUUUUAUAUUCAGAAUGUACAGAAAGAAAUACAUUGAUUUCCAAUUAUCCCUUUAUUUACUAUAA